Molecule: messenger RNA, 3703 nt
Organism: Rhineura floridana
Lineage: Eukaryota; Metazoa; Chordata; Lepidosauria; Squamata; Rhineuridae
Gene: EXOC2
Product: exocyst complex component 2
Exons: 28
Coding region: 289-3075 (928 amino acids)
Biological process (GO): Golgi to plasma membrane transport; exocytosis
Cellular component (GO): exocyst
Source: RefSeq, a predicted model, not a curated record
CGCCGCCGGCCAGCUCGUGAGUUAGGGAGCAGUAAUUCCCACCCCUCGAAAUUUUACCCUGGGUAAUGGGGCGCUUGGCUGGAGUCUGGCCCCAGACUGGAUACGGCCAGCCUAAGAUCAUAAUUGAGCCUGAUAAAAUAAACUCUAGGUCAGCAUCCUUGCACUUGAUCCACCCUUUACAGUACAAUCUUACUCAUGCUUUACUUGGAAGUAUGUCUCACUGUGCUCAGUGAGGCUUGCUGUCAGGCUGCAGAAUAUCUGAAUCUUUGAUCAAAGAAGAAAGUUAUAAUGUCUCAUGCACGCAAGCCUCCUCUUGUGACAGGAAUUUCUCCCAAUGAAGGCAUCGCAUGGACAAAGGUCACAAUUCGAGGAGAAAACUUGGGAGUGGGCCCAACAGAUCUAAUAGGCUUGACAAUCUGUGGACACAACUGUCUUCUGACUGCUGAAUGGAUGUCUGCCAGCAAAAUUGUAUGCCGAGUAGGUCAAGCUAAGAAUGACAAAGGGGACAUUAUCGUCACUACAAGGUCAGGAGGCAAAGGGACUUCAACUGUUUCUUUUAAACUUCUGAAGCCUGAAAAAAUAGGUAUUCUGGAUCAGUCUGCUGUCUGGGUUGAUGAAAUUAACUAUUACGACAUGCGCACUGACAGGAACAAAGGGAUGCCCCCUUUGUCUCUUCGUCCUGCUAACCCUCUUGGUAUUGAGAUAGACAAAGGAAAGUUUCCACAGAAGGAACUGGAAGCUCUAUUUCCUGGGAUGAGUGCUGACUUCACAAGUGAAAACUUUUCUGCUGCCUGGUAUUUGAUAGAGAACCAUUCAACGACGAGUUUUGAUCAGCUUAAAAUGGCAGUAAUGAAUCUGAAGAAACAAGCCAACAAGAAGAAUGAAGGAAGUCUACAGUAUGUCAAAGGAGGCCUCAGUACCUUUUUUGAAGCACAAGAUGCCCUAUCAGCAAUCCAUCAAAAACUGGAAGCGGAUGGAACAGAAAAAGUGGAAGGAUCCAUGACGCAAAAACUAGAGAAUGUUCUGAACAGAGCAAGUCACACUGCAGAUACUUUGUUCCAGGAAGUUUUGGGUCGCAAAGACAAGGCUGAUUCUACAAGAAAUGCUCUCAAUGUCCUGCAGCGCUUCAAAUUUCUUUUUAAUCUUCCAAUGAAUAUUGAAAGAAAUAUUCAAAAGGGCGAUUAUGAUGUCGUCAUUAAUGACUAUGAAAAAGCUAAGUCAUUGUUUGGGAAGACUGAGGUGCAAGUGUUCAAAAAAUAUUAUGCUGAAGUUGAAACACGGGUUGAUGCACUAAGGAAACUGCUUCUGGAUAAGUUGCUUGAGACUCCAUCAACAUUACAUGACCAAAAACGCUAUAUAAGAUACCUUUCUGAUCUCCAUGCAGAAGGGGAUCCAGCUUGGCAAUGUAUCGGUGCCCAGCAUAAAUGGAUUUUGCAACUUAUGCACAACUGUAAGGAGAGCUAUGUUAAAGAACAAAAAGCCCAAUCAGGCAAUCCAUUACUGCAUAGUCCAAUGUUGGAUCUGGACAGUGAAGUUCGCCCAUCCUCACUUGGCCAUCUCAGUCGGAGUGCUUCACUGAAAAGAGGCAGCAGCAAUCAGUCCAGUCGUGAUGAAACUUGGCGAUUUAAAGCUCCUCAGCAAGUGGCGUUUGUUGAAAAGCUAACAAAGCUUGUUGUAAGCCAGCUCCCCAACUUCUGGAAACUCUGGAUUUCUUAUGUGAAUGGGAGCCUCUUUAGCGAGACUGCUGAAAAAUCAGGCCAAAUGGAAAGAUCAAAGAAGAAUGCUAGACAAAGGCAAAAUGAUUUCAAGACUAUGAUUCAGCAAGUGAUGAAGUCCCUAGUCAAACUGAUCCGUGGUGCCUUACUUCCAAUCAGCCUUGGAGACAGUGAGCUGAGAGAAUAUGGUGGUUGGGAGAUGAAAUCUGAGCUUUCUGGUCAAUGGUUACCUCAUGUUAUCCAGACAAUUAGGCUUAGCUAUGAAUCUCUUGCUGCACUUGAGAUACCGAAUGAUAUGCUUCAGAUCAUCCAGGAUCUUAUUUUUGAUCUCAGAGUUCGUUGUAUAAUAAUUACUUUACAACAUACGGCUGAAGAUGUAAAGAGAUUAGCUGAAAAGGAAGAUUGGGUGGUGGAUAAUGAAGGCCUAACCUGUUUGCCAUCUCAGUUUGAACAGCGUGUUGUGCAUUCUGUGCAGUCACUUAAGGGUGUCCUGGACUGCAAACCUGGAGAGACCAGUGUUUCUCAGCAACCAAAAAUACAGGAGGAAGUGUGCCAGCUGAGCAUUAACAUUAUGCAGGUAUUCAUUGACUGUCUGGAACAGUUGAGUACCAAGCCCGACAGUGAUGUUGACGCUACACAUCUUUCAGCUGAUGUUUCAUCUUCAGAUUUAUUUGGAAGUAUCCAUGAAGACUCCGAUUUGUCUUUAGAGCGGAGACUUUUAAUUGUGCUUAGUAACUGCUGCUAUCUAGAACGGCACACCUUCCUAAACCUAGCUGAACACUUUGAGAAACAUGGCUUUCAAGGCGUUGAAAAAAUCACCCAAGUUAGCAUGGACUCAUUAAAAGAACUUGAUCAACGACUGUUUGAAACGUACAUUGAACUGAAGGCUGAUCCCAUAGUAGGCUCAUUGGAAACUGGCAUUUAUGCAGGUUAUUUUGAUUGGAAAGACUGUCUUAUUCCAACCGGAGUCAGGAACUAUUUGAAGGAAGCCUUAGUUCAUAUCAUUGCUGUACACGCUGAGGUAUUUGCCAUCUCAAAAGAGCUUGUACCCAGAGUGUUGUCAAGGAUUGUCGAAGCAGUUGCUGAAGAACUCAGCAGGCUAAUGCAGUGUGUUUCAUCCUUCAGCAGAAAUGGUGCUUUGCAGGCCCGGCUUGAAAUCUGUGCACUGAGAGAUGCUGUGGCUGUAUUCCUCACAUCUGAAAGCAACUCCAGCUUUAAGCAAGCUUUGGAAGCCUUGCCGCAGUUGUCAAGUGGUGGAGACAAAAAGUUGCUAGAAGAGCUACUAAAUACAUUCAAGAGUAGCAUGCAGUUGCAGCUCACCUGCUUUCAAGCUUCUUCUUCCACAGUGGUGAAGACAUAAGGCAAUUCUAGAAUGUAACCAUUUUAGGAAAAGGAAACACUAUCACUCUUGAUCUUCGUAUUCCUUCUAUACAUGCUAUUGUAUUUUUGUGUUGUUCACCUUGCUGACAAGUAACUGUAUUGGCCCAUUUGUGUGAAUUGUCUCUCAUGAAUCAGAACUCCAAAGGUUAAAAAGUCUCAUUUACUUGUCAGCCUGUCACUCCGCAUUGGCUUUACUUCUGGCGAUGAGAUGCAGCAAACAGAAGAUUUUUGUUGUUAGGGGUAUGUCUUGAAAAUAUGCCAAAUGAUAAAAUUCUGUAUGGUAAUUUAUCACAUUACAUGUGUUUUGCAAGCUGGUUGGCAAGUACAAAACUAAGAGAAGAACUUUAUUAUUUUCCUGCUUCCCUAUACUUCUGAUCAGUUACAGAAAUGUAGUAAAAUUCUUUCCAAAUAGAUUAUUGGCUUAUCAAGUGGUGACAUGUACAUCAUGAUUAUCAUCUGCAUUCACCAAUAGACCUCUCAGCUUUAGGUAUACCAUUUGCCAGGUUUGUAAAAAUCUUUUUCAACCAUGUUGUAACUCUUCCAGGAGUUGGAUGACAAAAAAUGUAUUGAAAUGUGAGUAUCUAAUAAAUAGAAGUGUCUACUCAUGA